Messenger RNA from Ylistrum balloti, 747 nucleotides. Its product is annotated as octapeptide-repeat protein T2-like. Bases 1 to 747 code for a protein of 248 amino acids. Lineage: Eukaryota; Metazoa; Mollusca; Bivalvia; Pectinida; Pectinidae. The record is from RefSeq and is a predicted model, not a curated record. The transcript has 3 exons.
AUGGAGGUAGAGGAGAGAGCCAAAGAGAGAGCGAUACAGAGUAUGAACCAGAAGGUCGAGGGCGCGGAGCGAGAGGAAGAACCCAAGGGAGAGGCAGAGGCAGGGAGAGGACGACCUCGAUGUUCUAGGCAAGCACGCGGAGGAGGAGAAGAAGAAGAGGAGAAGAAGAGGAGGAGAGAAGGAAGAGGCGGAGAGGAGGAGGAAGAGGAGAGAAGGAAGAGGAAGAGGAGAGGAGGACGAGACGGAGAGGAGGAAAAGGCGGAGAGGCGGAAAGGAGAGGGGAAGGAGGAGGAAGAGGAGGAGAAGAGGAGGAGAGAAGGAAGAGGCGGAGAGGAUGAGGAAGAGGAGAGAAGGAAGAGGAGGAGGAGAGGAGGACGACACGGAGAGGAGGAGGACGAGGAGGAAGAGGCGGAGAGGAGGAAGAGGUGGAGAGGAGGAGGAAGAGGAGAGGAAGAGGAGAGGAGGAAGAGACGGCGAGGAGGAGGACUAGGAGGAGGAGGAGGAAGAGGCAGAGAGGAGGAAGAGGCGGAGAGGCGGAGAGGAGGAGAGGAGGAGGAAGAGGAAGAGGAGAGGAGGAGGAAGAGACGGAGAGGAGGAGGACGAGGAGGAGGAAGAGGCGGAGAGGAGGAGGAGGAAGAGGCGGAGAAAAGGAGGAGGAGGAGGAAGAAGCGGAGAAAAGGAAGAGGAAGAAGCAGAGGAGAUAAAAGGAAGAAGGGAACCCUCUUUAUUUUUAUAAUACUUUGUUAG